This is a messenger RNA of Rosa rugosa (rugosa rose), 767 nucleotides long. Its product is annotated as kinesin-like protein KIN-13B. The record is from RefSeq and is a predicted model, not a curated record. The coding region runs from base 338 to 571 and encodes 77 amino acids. The transcript is spliced from 3 exons. Gene Ontology annotation, biological process: microtubule-based movement. Gene Ontology annotation, molecular function: microtubule motor activity. NCBI's taxonomy places the organism in Eukaryota, Viridiplantae, Streptophyta, Magnoliopsida, Rosales, Rosaceae.
GUUAAUGAACUUAAAGAGGCUCUAUCUGGUCUAGAAGACAAGCCUGAGAUCAUUCAUAGGGAGCAAGGAGUCAUUGAGGUAGCCUAGCAUCUAAUUACCACUGCUAAUGAAUUUCAUUCUCAUCCUCUACAAGAAAUUGCUAAUAGUUUUCUCUUCUCAGGUUGCUCGACACCCUGAUGCAGUCACAGUAGUUACAGGAAUAGUCGGUUGUGCAAUACUGAAGGUAAUUGCGUUGUCAUUUUGUUUGGUACUCAUUGAAGUUAUCUAUCACAACUUGAUCUAUGCCAGGCCUCUCAGAAUCUGUUUUCGUUUUUUAAUCAGUCUUGUAAUGGUGUGAAUGCAGGUGUGCAAGAGACCACUUAAUAAAAAGGAAUUGGCAAAGAAUGAGGAAGACAUAAUAGACACACUUUCCAACUCUGUAACAGUUCAUGAGACUAAGCUCAAGGUUGACCUAACAGCAUAUGUGGAGAAACACGAGUUUGUUUCUGAUGCAGUGCUGAAUGAGGAAGUGUUUAAUGAUGAGGCUUUAUGCUCAACUUGGAGGGAUGAAGGGGCGACCGUCUUCUCUUGAGGCUGUGACAAGCAAGCUAAGAUGUGGUCCUUGGCUACAAACCAACAAUGAUUGUUGCUCUGCAUGAUGCCCCCAUUAAAGACAUGGCUGGGAUCCCCCAUUAAAGAAAUUAUUGUGGUCCUGUUGUUUGCAGUAUUUUCCUACUGCUGUUUCUUAUGUGGACUCUUAUUUUAAUUUUUUUGCUUUAUCUACUUGA